UUAAUUGAAUUUUAGACCGCAAAAAGUGGCAAAGAAUUAAAUAGUUAACUGAAGUUUAAACAUAAUGAACAUAAAUUAAGAUAUAGGAAAAUACAUUUACUACCCCUCCCAUUCUGAAAUAUAUAACUCAAUCAGUGCGAGUGAAAUUCCAUUAGCCGAAAAACCAUUCAAAAUUCCAAGAAUCCCAGCAACCUCCCAAAAAAAACCACCAAGGCUAACAAAUCUGUAGGUUAGGGAAUGGGAAAGCCAAGCGGAUUUCAGAUCAAGAGGCGGUGUGGAAGACGGAUAACAGAUUCAGGUGGAUGGCCACCAUGGCAAAUGUCGAAGCGAAUUUUUGCACAAUGCAAACAUAAUGAGUUUGGGGAAAUGCAAAUAAUUCGCAAUGGAAAUCAUUAUUGAGCACUGAACCAGACGACAAGCGCAGAGCGCUUAGAAAAUGGCCAAAUAGAAAGGUUGCCAGGCUUGGGCUUCGCUACACAGUGGUCAUCAUGAUGGCGGGUACGGAACAAGAGGAGUUGAAGUUUUUCCUAUUCACUACGGCUGCAUUGGCAUGGCUUCUCCCCAUGGACUUCGGUGCAGCACCGAAAAUGGAAAAUGGAAAGGAAAAUGUUUAAGAGCCAGUCCAGUUUUCCCAAUGCACGGAAAGAUAUUGAAGUAAAUUCUUCUUUUAUUAAGAAAGUAACUUAAUUUUUGCAUAUUUUCUUAGGUAACACUUUUUCGCUCAGUGUAAUCAUAGGCAGUAAUGGGCGGCGGCAGCUCGUUGAGUGGGUGAGAGCCAGGCGAUAAUCGUUAAGCGAUUUCGCUUCCUUUUUCGUUUGUUUAAUGAAGUGUUUAAAAUUUACGAUUCAAGCUAAAUUUAUUGCACUCCGAGUAGAUAUCGAAAGGAAGUCCGUGUCCAGACGGGCCAACCCCACAAAAAAAAAAUGAAAAAUCUCAGAAGAGAAGAAGAAGACGGGAAAGGAAUCCCCUUUGAUGGCUGCUCGGGGAAUCAAUCUCACAUGAGCUCCAGAGAAAAAAAAAAGGGGAGUGUGUGUGUGGGUUGAAAUGGUAUCCUUGCUGAUUGGAUGACACGAAAUAAAAACGUUGCACACAACGAAAUUGUUAAUAGCACUGUACUCGGUGUUUGCUCUCCCUCUCUCUCUUUUGCUCUUUCUAUAUAUUUUUACCCGAAAACCCACUCGUUUGGUAAGCCAAUUACGUGGAUACCACACAGCGACAGGAGCAAAAACAAAAGGACAAUAAAGGGCUCGCUCGUAAAUGCCAUCAAAGCAGCUUAGCUAAGCAGAGUGACUCUGACUUCGACGACGAGGUUCCCCAGUUGAUGAUGGCUGAUACCUUCUCAACGUUACGUUACGUAUACGCUGCUUUGGUUUUCAAUAAACCGCACGCUACACACACACACACACACACACUGAUAGCAGCGGAAAAUAAACCAAACUUGAUGGCAGCACAAAAAUUCUUUGCAUACUUUUCCGGGACCCACUCAAGUGGCAAGCAACAAAACCAGAAAAAAAAACAAGAACUUGAUGAGCUUUCCAAUUACAUUUAGCUUUUGUGCCUGUGUUAACUGUCUCUUCUGUUGGCCGGAUAAGAAAUUAACUGCCAUUCUCGUAAAAACCAAAAACAACAAAAAUGGCCCUCAACUGAUUUCCACUGCUGACUUGGCUCGAGCACAAUAAAAAUUAUCAUAAGUUUGCCAUCCUCCCAUGUGAGUGAGCCACCGCCCCUCCCUCUCUCUAUUGCCCAAGCAGAGCAGCAGAAGUAAACGCAAUUUGUGUAAUGAAAGUAGAGUGGGUUUUUCCAAUGUGGUUUUGUUAGGUGCUCUUAGGCCAGAUCAAAUCUUUCAGCAGGUGAGUCAGAGUCAAUUGAUGAAAGGAGCGGCUAAUGAAAGGUUGGUUAAGUGCUGAGAUAAGUGAUUUUUAUAGAAUGGAAGUGGUUAGGUUUAUACAGGAAAACCAUGAGGUACAAAUUAAGUUGGAAAGGUUCAUUCAUUGGUAGGUUAGUUCACUUUUUUGUUUCAACGAAAAGCUAUGUUAUAUAAGAAACCGUGAAAGCUAAUCAUAGACACCUUUCAACUUAGUUAACUGCCUGUCACAACCUUCAGAAAUGCCUUUCAUCAGUAACUACCAACGAUAGGCAAACGAACAAUCGGAACUUCUACAAAUUAUUUGUAAUAAACUAAAAAGUUUAUUUCGUUUCAAAAUCCUUGUAAAAUGGCCAAUCGCAUGAAAGGAGGAGCCUGCUGUCCUUCAGGAUAUCCCUGUGGGUGUCCGCCUGCCUGUCCACCUGCCCCCUGUGCACCCUGUGAUGCACCCCUGGUUCGUUUGGACAAACUAUGGCCGGAGCCCUAUAAUCCCUGCUCCUUUAAGAACUGCCUGAUCUUCGGUGGCCAUGAUGAGCCCUACUUCAGACCCUUUGAUCCCAAGGAGUGUGCCCGAAUGCGACGCAGUGACAUCGACCGGUCCUUGGGUUAUCCCAUAGGAGUAGUCUGUGGUACAAUACCCGUCAAGGGGGGUAUUCCAAACCAGGAGAGCGUUCGUUUUGCGGGAAAUCUAAAAGCCUUUGCUCAUUCCUAUUACACGCGGCGUGAUGAAUGGAAACCGGAGAUGAUCGACAUGGUAGUGAACGAGGGUCAGGUUUUGUACAAUGAUUCCGAGAAUAUGCCGAUGCCCAAUCCGGUAGAAUCUCCUGAUAUUUACGAUGAGAAUGAGCAGAAGGUGACGCGUCACUUUAAGAUAAACGAGAUUGAGUUUGCCAUGGAAUUGGAGGCGCCCUUUGAGAUCUAUGGUUAUCCUGGCAUUAUACAGAAUCUCCGAAGAAUCCUAAGAGCCUUUUUCAAGAAGUCAAAGUAUGGCGUCUUCUAUACACCUGAUUGGUAUCUACUGAUUUGGAAGGAGAAAGGUGUUUGGAUGGUAAUGGAUCUGAAUGGCAGGGACAAGAGCACCAUGAGGCCAAACUAUGAAGAGGGCUUUCCCUUGCUGUUGUGCCUCAAGUCUUUGGACAAUGUGAUCUGGCUGAUCAAGAAGGAGAGUGAUCUGGAGAAGACGGCUAAGUUUACCAUUAGGGAGAUUCUCGUGGUUCGCCUGGCCACGCCGGGAAGCACAGGACAAAGUUGGGAACGGGAAUAUGGCAUGCGUAUGAGCCAGUUCGAUGUUAUAGCCUCGGACUAUGCGUAUCUCAAGUCGAAUUUACAUCUCACUCUUAACUCCAAGGAUGCUCUGAGGAAUCGUAGUGCACUACCAGUGGCUGUGGCUACGGCUUUAGCCUCCAAAAUCGACCAUCCAGCCACUUGGAAUAUGAAAAUGUACGACAAGGUCAUGUGCUAUGGCGUUAAUAUGUGCAAAAACUGCUGGGAACCCUGCACGGAUCUUAAUAAGCCCAUGGAUCUUGACGAUUUUCCACGACAGAUACGCAUGGGUCAGUUUGUGGCCGAGAUUAUGCUGACACCAAAUGUCUACGAGGGCUGGUGGAAAUGUGUGCCAAUGUACAAGUUCAAUGAUUUCCAUUUGAUGCUGGAAAAGGCUCUCGAUCAGAAUGAUUAUAUCAUCUUCCAGAUCAACAAUCAAAUGUAUUCGCUGUGGAAGAAGUCGAACUUCAUCUAUCUAAUGGAUCCCUAUCGUCAUAACAUUGUGGGUCGCAUUCUGGAAGAGGGCGAGGAUCCGAAAAGUGCCUCCGUUCGAAUGUUUGGCAAUAUGGAUCGCCUCUUGAGUGUCUUUCAUCAGAUUCUUUUGGAAUCUAAUCGAUCUGCCAUAUUCCAUAUUCAUACUCUCAGGAUAAGAAACAUCACGGAAUGUCCACCGGGCACAGCUCCUGCUCUACUGCCUCCUGAUGAGGAUGUCGAGGUUAGAUCUCUCAAUGAGAACAUUCGCUUUGAGGAGAACUACGACAAGUGUCUGGAAGAGCUGGGCGAGAUUAGUGACUUUGAGGAGGAUCUGGUCUCGGAGAUCGAACCCAUUGUGGAGAUCAGUUCUUCGGAGGAGAUGGUGGAAGAGGAGGAAGGCGGUGGCGGUGGUGUUGUCGAAGGAGGCGAAGGCGAAGACGAUGAUGAUUAGCUUUGAGGAACUUUCUUUGAUUAGGCCAUGGAUUCAACAAAUUCUUGUCAUACUUUUUUACUUUCUACAAAAUCUUGGAUUUAUGUCUUAAAUAUUUCAUUCACUGAUCAAAUUUUAAUAUAUAAAUUAAGAGUUAAAUUAGAAACCUAAA
Drosophila eugracilis is the source of this 4203-nucleotide messenger RNA. RefSeq lists its product as uncharacterized. Lineage: Eukaryota; Metazoa; Arthropoda; Insecta; Diptera; Drosophilidae. The record is from RefSeq and is a predicted model, not a curated record. The coding region runs from base 2214 to 4052 and encodes 612 amino acids. The transcript has 2 exons.